GGGAAGUGAGUGCAGGCAGAGCAGCUGAAGCGCCAGACAAAGACACGGAGCGCACCGCGAUCCUGCAGCAUCCACACCCACCCACACACACUCACACACAGCAGCACUGUACCGCUGACCCAUAAUUCCUCACUACAAGACCUCUCUUCACCACCACUAUGGAUGCCCCCUCUGAUACUGUUGCCAUGGAGCUGGACUUCGGCCAUUUUGAUGAGCGGGACAAGACGUCUCGGACCCCUCGGGGUGGACGGGCCAAUGGCCUCCCAAGCCCCACCCACAGCGCCCACUGCAGUUUCUACAGGACACGCACACUCCAGGCCCUGACCAACGAGAAGAAGGCCAAGAAGGUGCGUUUCUACCGCAACGGCGACCGCUACUUCAAGGGCAUCGUGUACGCUGUGGCCAGUGACCGAUUUCGCACAUUUGACGCUCUGCUGGCCGAUCUUACCCGCUCGCUGUCUGACCACAUCAACCUGCCACAAGGGGUCAGAUACAUCUUCACCAUCGAUGGGUCACGCAGGAUUGUCACACUGGACGAGCUUGAGGAAGGUGAGAGCUACGUGUGUGCCUCUGAGAACUACUACAAAAAAGUCGACUACACCAAAAAUGUGAACCCCAACUGGUCCGUCAAUGUGAAAGCAUCAGCCAGCCAGAAGAUGCUGGCCAACCGUGCCGCCAGCGAGCCGAGGGAGACCAAGGACUUUGUGCGACCCAAGCUGGUGACGGUGAUGAGGAGCGGGGUGAAGCCGCGAAAGGCUGUCCGUGUGCUGCUCAACAAGAAGACGGCGCACUCCUUCGAGCAGGUUCUCACUGACAUCACAGAGGCCAUCAAACUAGAGAGCGGAGUGGUAAAGAGGAUCUACACGCUGGAUGGAAAACAGGUGACUUGCCUGCAAGAUUUCUUUGGCGAAGACGACGUGUUCAUUGCCUGUGGACCAGAAAAAUUCCGCUAUGCGCAGGAUGACUUUUCCCUGGAUGAAAAUGCUGUAGAGUGCCGGGUGAUGAAGGCUCCCAAAGGACAGAGGGGCUCCACUAAGAGUCCUGGCCCCGUGCGACGCAGCAAGUCUCCGGCUGAUUCCACUAAUGGAACAGGUUCCAGUAGUCAGCUUUCUACACCCAUCUCUAAGCAGUCUCCCAUAUCAACCCCGACCAGUCCCGGCAACGCCCGCAAACAGAAGGAUCUCUACUUGCCUCUGUCUAUGGAAGAUGAUGAUUCACAGGGGGAGUCCAUGUAGACUCUUUCUGCUUUGCCCUCCAAUCAAUAUGAAAUCCCAUCACAGAGAUAUCGCUGUUCCUCUCUAUCUUGGAAACAUCAACAUCGCCACCCUAGUGUCCUGGAUGACUGCAUGCAUCACCUUUGCAGCCUUUAAUCUCUGAUGCUUUGCAGCGAUGGUCAGCGCACUAUUUGCUGCUUGAGAAUUUGCUGCAUCCAUUUUCCGUGUUUUUUCCUGUUUUGAUAAUAGAUUUGUAGUGACUGAUGAAAACGCUAAGUAUAUGCGGGGCAUAUGCUGCAGUUUACACGUGAAUUUUGACAACAACAACCCAGUUUGUACAUGUGAUAUACUGUUGAAAUUAAUUUUAUAUAUAUGAGAAAUUUGAGAAGAACGUUACUGUUAAGACGCAGAUCAGAUCUUUCAACAUUCAGCCAUUUUUUUAAAUGAAUAAUUUUUAAUUUUUCAUACUGACUUUUUUUUUUAAAAAAGCUUGGUCUUGUGAAUUCCAAGCAGCAAAUAGAUGUUUUUACAAGGGUGUGAUAGUAUGACUUAAUUAAUAAUAAAAAAAAGAAUAAAAAAAAAGGAAAAAGAACAAAAAUGUAUAAAGAAAAAUACUUGUUGCACCAUUAAUACUUUUUAUUAAUAUUUUUUGUAACCCUCUCUCUGUCUCUCUCUCUGUGCAAUGGUUUAUUGUGAAUUAGUAUUUUAAAAGCCCUAAGCAUUUGAAUUAGUAUUUCAGAGCUACGUCCUCCAUAUCACUGUAAAUAAUAUGUACAGCCUCAAAACACACACAUCUAUGUUUUUGCAUUAUGGUAAGAUUUUUAAGACAUAGAUGUAAUGUUAUAUGCCCAUGGCUCUGAAGGUGCCCAUUGGAAAUUAAGAGGGGGGCCAAAGGCCAUAUAAUCAGAUCCUUUUACUUUCAAAAGCAAUCACAUUAAGGUUUAGAAUGGUAAAAUGUAAAACAAACACACAAACACACACACACACACACACACACACAACACACAUACACACACACACACACUUAUUUUCUGUUGAAGGGACUGGUUCAAGGAAAAGUUCACCCAAAAAUGAAAAUUAUGUUAUUAUUUAAUCACUCUUAUGU
Xyrauchen texanus (razorback sucker) is the source of this 2319-nucleotide messenger RNA. RefSeq names its product neuronal migration protein doublecortin-like. Gene Ontology annotation, cellular component: axoneme. Bases 159 to 1235 code for a protein of 358 amino acids. The transcript has 7 exons. The record is from RefSeq and is a predicted model, not a curated record. NCBI's taxonomy places the organism in Eukaryota, Metazoa, Chordata, Actinopteri, Cypriniformes, Catostomidae. Gene Ontology annotation, biological process: axoneme assembly; photoreceptor cell development; retina development in camera-type eye.